Molecule: messenger RNA, 780 nt
Organism: Prunus armeniaca (apricot)
Lineage: Eukaryota; Viridiplantae; Streptophyta; Magnoliopsida; Rosales; Rosaceae
Source: the annotation of a GenBank genome assembly
AUGGCACAAUUUGCUUAUGUCACCACCGCCAUUGUUGCCUUCUUCCUCAUCCUCCUUCCACAAUCUUAUACUUCUGGAUCUAUUUUAAGCCAUAACCCUCGCUCCUACUCACUUACACAAUCAGAUGUUGAUCUUUUAGAAUUUCCUCUGAAUUUAGAGUAUUUGGAAGCUGAGUUCUUUCUGUAUGGCUCUUUGGGCUAUGGCUUGGAUGAAGCUAAUCCAGGCCUAACUCAAGGAGGUCCAUCUCCCAUUGGUGCUAAAAAAGCCCACUUGGACAACUUCACUAGGGAUGUUAUCACGCAAUUUGCAUGGCAAGAAGUUGGACACCUGAGAGCUAUUAAAAGUAUAGUAAAGGGAUUCCCAAGGCCAUUGUUGAAUUUGAGUACGGAAUCAUUUGCCAAGCUUGUUGCAGGGCUUUUGGCAGUGGAAUCAGGUCAAGAUGCAGUGAUUCGAGCAUUGCUAUAUGAGCGUGCCCCGGAGAAGGUGCAACCAUAUGGUAUAACAGUGGCUGAGUUCACUAAUCGCAUUUCAGAUCUAAGGAAUAAGCUAGGACAUGAAGGUUGGAAAGAUGAAGGCCUUGUGGUUCCCAAAUACAGAGGUGCUGAGGGAAAAAUCAGUGGCAACGUUCUCGCCGGGGACGAGUUCUCACUCGGAUAUGCCAGGACACAACAGGAGAUACUAAGAAUUAUAUAUGGAAGUGGUAAUGAACGUGUCCCUGGAGGUUUCUAUCCUAAAGGAGCUGAUGGCCAUAUUGCUAAAUCUUAUUUACCCAAUGCAUAG